AUGUACGAAUUUGUUAGAUUGGGUGAAUACGAUUCGUCGAGGACGGAUGGCCAGACUAGACUCUACAGAGUUGUUUCAAUAUAUCGGCAUGAGAACUACAUAGAUUUUCGGAAUCAUGAUAUUGCUGUGCUCAAACUGAGUCGGAAAGUCGUCUACGAUGCUUAUAUCCGACCAAUUUGCAUUUUUUUAAAUUCCGGCUAUCAGCAACUAUUUGCAAACAGCAUACAGGACUUUAUUUUAACUGGCUGGGGUCAGAUGGCCCACAACAAGAUGCCCACUACACUGCAGAAAAUGUCCCUGCGUCGUGUUAGUAAUGAAUAUUGUGCUGUUCCAGGUCUUAACAUAUGUUGCUGGAAUCCUAUGCAGUACGCCUGCUUCGGAGAUUCGGGUAGUCCAAUGGUGUCACCUGUGAAAUACGGACCGAGUACCAUGUAUGUUCAGUUUGGGGUCACCAGCUCUGUUACCGGUAAAUGCGAUGGCUACAGCUCAUAUUUGGAUCUCACGAGCCAUAUGCCUUGGCUUUCCCAAACCUUGUCAAGAAACUGGGCCUAA
This is a messenger RNA of Drosophila mauritiana, 552 nucleotides long. RefSeq names its product testisin. NCBI's taxonomy places the organism in Eukaryota, Metazoa, Arthropoda, Insecta, Diptera, Drosophilidae. Gene Ontology annotation, molecular function: serine-type endopeptidase activity. The coding region runs from base 1 to 552 and encodes 183 amino acids. The record is from RefSeq and is a predicted model, not a curated record. The transcript has 3 exons. Gene Ontology annotation, biological process: proteolysis.